AUGGAAGAUCGGACAAUGAAAAUAAAUGGAAAAUGUGGAUUAGAUUUUCUUAGCUCCGAUAAUGGAAUCAGAAAACAGUUAAUUGAACAUCUUCCAGAAUUUAUGGAAUCCAAAUAUAUUCAAAUUGCGAUCGAAAAUUUUGGAUAUAUCCUUGCUAUAAAUUCUAAUUUUUGGCAAGAAUAUUUCCAAUUGAAUUUAAGUGAUGCUCUCACUGAUAAUGAUGAAAAGAAAAUUAUUUUGUUUAUGAAAAAAUAUAUUAAACCAGUUAUGGGUAAUUUUGAUAUGGGUGAUUGGCAAAGAUUAAAUAAUUGGUUGAAGGAAUAUAUAGAUGAAAUGUUACAAAAAUAUUUUAAUGGAGAUGGGGAAGGAAGCAUGUAUACAAAGGUCAUUGUUUAA
Messenger RNA from Meloidogyne enterolobii, 396 nucleotides. The record is from the annotation of a GenBank genome assembly. Lineage: Eukaryota; Metazoa; Nematoda; Chromadorea; Rhabditida; Meloidogynidae.